Messenger RNA from Rotaria sp. Silwood1, 1527 nucleotides. The record is from the annotation of a GenBank genome assembly. NCBI's taxonomy places the organism in Eukaryota, Metazoa, Rotifera, Eurotatoria, Philodinida, Philodinidae.
AUGAGUUCAUUACCAGACUCGGAUGGCUCCGCUAAAAUUUUAAUUAUUGGUGAAACUGGUAGUGGAAAAUCAACAUUUAUUAAUUAUUUAACAAAUUAUUUUAAAAAUGGUGAUCUCAAAAAAUUAAAAGUUGCUAUCAAGACGAAAUUUCGAGCAGCAACAGAGGGUUAUUCACAUAAUGAAACAAACACGGCUGAUACAACAAAAUCACAGACAACAGCAUGUACUUCAUACAAGUUCUCCAGAAAUGGAGUAAAUUAUACAUUUUUAGAUACGCCCGGAUUGGGAGAUACACGAGGCGCAGCACAAGACAAUCAGAAUAUUGAGAAAAUUAUCGCUUCGGUCGAAUCUUUUGAUGGCAUAACAUGUGUGCUGAUUGUAAUGAACGGCACUAUACCGCGAUUGACUGUUAAUGUUGAAAAUGUUAUCGUACGUCUACAGGGAUUUCUACCAGAUCUCAUAAUGGAACAUGUAAUUGUUGUUUUAACAAAUGCUUAUCGUUAUGCUGCGAACGCUGAUUUAGAGAAACUACUAAAUCUUCAAUCCACUGUGCAUCCAUUUUAUAUGCAAAACUCAGCGUUUUCAACAGACCCGUCAAAAUGGGACCAACAAGCGAUGAAAUCUUUACAAGCGGAUUGGGAGUUAUCGAUGACUGAACUCAACAAUUUAGUUGAUUUAAUUGAUACAUUCGAAAAAAAAUCUGUCAAAGCAUUCACAGAUAUGAAAACACUUCGAAAUGAUAUCAAAUCUAUGAUGCACAAGGCUCGAUUAGAAGUUGAAAAUAUUCAAAAGAUGCAGGAUGAAAUUGCUGCACUACAAGCUGGUAUGAAAGGGUACGAUGAUGAUAUUACGAAAAAUAAAGAUUUUACACAGAAGAAGGUUGCUGUUGCUCAAUUAGUCGAUGCACCGUAUCACAGUACAAUCUGUUCAGAAUGUAAUACUGUGUGUCAUGAUCAGUGUGGAUUACAGGAAACCUAUAAGAAAGGUGAUCAGACUUUGUCUGGUUGUGCAUGCAUGGGAGCCAAUAACCAAUGUAAAGUGUGCAAAGCUCAUUGCCCAUACACACAACAUUAUCAUGCAAAGAAGACAAUGAGUAAGGUGGAUCAAACCGUCGACGAAGUACUCCACGAUAUUAAAGCUAAGUAUGAUGCUGCAACAAACAAUAAAUCUAUGGCGCAACAAAAGUUGACGUCUGCAAGUGCUCAAAAGCAAAUGUUAGAAAAUGCAUUGAAACAAAAGAAUGACGAAAUAAAAAAGAAAUGUUUAGAACUGAAGAAACACUGCAGUGGUUUUAAUAUUGUUGCUGAGUUAAAUAUUAUGAUAAAACAAUUGGAAACGUCAAAACAAACCAUUAAAGAUUUGGAUGCUCUACGUCAAGCUGAAACAUUCAUUAAUAGUCUAAAAACCUUCUGUAAUCAACUGGAGAAAGAUACUGCGUUGACAAAUACUAAUCAAAUGCGAAAAAUGAAAAUUCAAGAUGAUCAUCGUCAUUCUCUUGCAGAUCAGUCGACAGUAUUUGGAGAAGCA